CGACAAGACCAACCACUGAUAGCGGAGACCGACAGCCCACUACUAGACCGAGGAGGAACGACAAAUGCUUCCAAUGCGGGGAGUAUGGACAUAUCGCCAGAUAUUGCGAUAAAAGAUCAGUGGAUAACCAAGAACACCUAAGACGACCAAGGAGUGUUAAACAUUACGAAAUAGAAGGGGAUGACAACUACGAACUCGAAGAAUAUGACAAGGUGUAUAAUACCAACGUAACCCGAAAAGUAGAAAGACCACCCAAGAGGAGAAUAGAACACUCAGACGAUGGUGAACAAAGAGCCAGAAGAAAACCAGACAGGGUACCACCAACGGAAGUAGAGAUCCAUGAAGACGAACCGAUGGACUUAGACUUGGAAGAAAUUCCCAAGCCGCGCAGGAAAAGAGAACCGUCCGUAGUAGAUUCACUGGCGUCAUACAACAUAGCCGACGACGUCCUCGCCUUAAAAUCAAACAUUACGUUGGGACAGCUGCUACAAUACCCAAACCAGCGCAGGAACCUAGCCAAGAUAUUGAGGAGACCGGUACAACAACCUCAAGAAACUAACUAUGUUAC
Molecule: messenger RNA, 568 nt
Organism: Acaulospora morrowiae
Lineage: Eukaryota; Fungi; Glomeromycota; Glomeromycetes; Diversisporales; Acaulosporaceae
Source: the annotation of a GenBank genome assembly